AUGUCCUCCGCAAAAGAUAGAUUAUCCGGCCUCUUAGGCCAUCUUAUCCCUUCCUCUUCCUCUUCCGCAUCAUCUACAUCCAAUACCCAAGGACCCUCUACAGCGCUGCGGGAGAACAACAAUAACAAAGUCAACUUCCACACACUUUCACCAGCCUAUUUCCUGCAGCGAUCAGCGGCGAUUGAACCAGACGCGGAAGCUAUUUACCACAUUACAUCCGAUGGUCAGGAACUACGACGAACCUAUCUCGAGUUCGCGGACAGGGCAAGAGGGUUAGCGUAUUUUUUGAAGAAACGCGGGUUCAAGAGAGUCGGCAUUCUGUGUCCCAAUACGCCGGCUUUCUUAGAGUCAAUUUUUGGGAUUGGGGCUGCGGGGGCGGUAAACAUCGCUGUGAACUACCGACUUAAAGAAGAUGACAUCGCGUAUAUAUUCACGCACUCGGAGGCGGAGGUGAUCAUUGUGGAUAAGGAAUUCCUGCCCUUGCUGCGUGUGUACAGGGAGGCGAAGCCGGAGACUCCCAUUAUUGUUGAUACGGAUACCGAUACCGCGGAGGGUCAGCUGUCGGGUCCCUUUGAUGAGGCGGUUCUGGAAGGUCUGAAGUACGAUAUUGCUACUGGGGAUAAGGGCUGGGAGGGGCUGGAAAGUCAGGCUGGUUCGGAGGAUGAUGUUAUUGCUUUGGCAUAUACGAGCGGGACGACGUCGCGGCCGAAGGGCGUUGAGUACACGAAUCGGGGUGCCUAUUUGGCGGCCCUGGGGAAUGUGGUCGAGUCUGGGUUGAAUGUGUUUAAUGGCCGUUGCCGGUAUUUGUGGAUCUUGCCGAUGUUUCAUGCUGUUGGCUGGACGUUUCCAUGGGCUGUUACUGCUGCGCGUGGUACGCAUUAUUGCCUGCGCAAGGUGGACUAUGGGCAAAUUUGGAAGUUAUUCAAGACUGAGGGCAUCACCCACUUUAAUGCGGCCCCUACUGUGAACACGCUUCUUUGCAAUCACCCGGAUGCUGAGCGCCUUUCUACACCAGUUAUCGUCCAGGUGGCGGGUAGUCCGCCUACGCCUCAUCUGUUUGAGCAGAUGACCAGUCUGAAUUUGCGCCCCGUGCAUGUCUACGGUAUGACGGAGACGUAUGGUCCUACUACGAGGUGCUAUAUGCUGCCCGCAUGGGACCAAUUACCGCGCGAUGAGAAGUUCCGGAGGAUGGCCAGACAAGGUCAUGGUUUCCUAACCAGUCUGCCAACGCGUGUCAUCAAGACGGACGUGCCUGAGGGUACCAUUAUCGACGUCAAGCGAGACGGCAAAGAAAUCGGCGAGAUUGCAUUUGUUGGAAAUAUCUGUGCUCAGGGGUAUUACAAAGAUGCCGAGGCGACGCGGAAGCUCUUUGCUGGUGGCGUUCUUCAUUCCGGCGACCUGGCUGUCUGGCAUCCCGAUGGAGCGAUCCAGAUCCUGGACCGAGCCAAAGAUAUUAUCAUCAGCGGAGGCGAAAACAUAUCGUCUGUCGCACUGGAAUCCAUGCUGGUGACUCACCCGGACAUUUUGGAGGUGGGUGUGGUGGCGGUGCCUGACACACAUUGGGGAGAGCGACCCAAGGCGUUUGUAACCACGAAGCAAGGCCGGCACCUGGAGGGGAAGGAGGUGAUUGACUGGGCCCGGAACCAAAGUCAAAUCAGCAAGUUCAUGCUUCCGCGGGAGGUGGAGGUGGUGGCGGAACUGCCCAAGACAAGUACGGGGAAAAUCAGGAAGAAUGUUCUCCGGGACUGGGCGAAAGGGACACCGCGAUGA
Molecule: messenger RNA, 1770 nt
Organism: Aspergillus niger
Lineage: Eukaryota; Fungi; Ascomycota; Eurotiomycetes; Eurotiales; Aspergillaceae
Exons: 5
Coding region: 1-1770 (589 amino acids)
Source: RefSeq, a predicted model, not a curated record